AUGGCUGAGAGGAUCAGCAAUGGAUUAGUUAGUUCAGAACAAGGUUCCAUAAGUCUUGAGGAGUAUACCCCAUUUUGGAUGGUGAAGUGUGACAACUAUAGUGAUCCUGAUCAUUGGGUACCGUACACUGCUGGGUUAGAUAAGAACCUUGUUGGGGAUUUAGUGGGCAAUCAUGACAACUUUUGUGUUCAGACUGCCUGGAGAAUCACAAAAGAUACAAAGGAUCAGCACAAUGUACAAGUUAAGAAAAAGAUGACAGAAGAAGAUUUUAUCCGGAAUAAUCGGCACAUCAACGGGGGGAAAUGA
This is a messenger RNA of Ilex paraguariensis (yerba mate), 306 nucleotides long. NCBI's taxonomy places the organism in Eukaryota, Viridiplantae, Streptophyta, Magnoliopsida, Aquifoliales, Aquifoliaceae. The record is from the annotation of a GenBank genome assembly.